AUGUUGUCUUCUGCCCGUGCAAGGCUUCCAAUUUCACUUUGUUCCUUUUCUUUGCCAUUUGCGCGAUUGCCUAAUACACUAUCGCGAUAUCAAGAAACGUGGCAGCGCCUACCGGGUCGUACACACCCUACACGUUCAAUCAGGACGACACCGGCGUAUGAAGGCCAUAUCCCAUUGAAUUGGUUUGAAAACGCGGUUCUGGCUGUGGGGUCAGCUUUUAUGUCCCUGGCGGACCCUCGUCGAGGUGACAUGGUAGCUGCUCUGGGAGAGACGACAGCGGGACCUACCUUACCAAGUUUGAGAGACCGAAUGCUGGACAGUAUAGAGGGUCGCAGGGUGCUAAUGCAGCGGCCGAGAGUCAAUUCUUCCACCAUUGACCUGAACAAACUAGCGCAUUAUCCUGAAGGGACAUUUGGGCGGGCUUAUGUCACGUGGCUAGAACGGUGUGGGGUGACUCCAGAUACGCGAGAACCAGUUCAUUACAUCGACGACCCAGAACUAGCUUACGUCAUGCAGCGCUAUCGUGAAUGCCAUGAUUUCUAUCAUUGUAUAUGCAACCUUCCGGUCAACGUCGAAUCCGAACUCGCGCUCAAAUAUUUCGAGUUUGCAAAUCUCGGAUUACCUAUGACUUUAUUGUCCGCUCUGGUUGGGCCCGUUCGCCUCACGCCUCAAAAGCGACAACGGCUCUUCGCAGAAUUUGUUCCCUGGGCUUUGAAGUGUGGAGGCAGUUCCAGGAGUUUGAUAACUGUCUACUGGGAGGAACGUUGGGGUCAGAACGUCGCUGACAUGAAGACUGAAUUUGGCAUUUGGGAUCCGCCAGAGGCAAGAUGGAGCAAACCCCUGAGCGAGGCCAAGGCUGCAGCGGAAAGGCAUCGGACAGCACAGACUCAUUAACUGGCUUGGAUUCUUCAUCAAAUCAUUAUUCCCUGAAUUUACAGCCCAUGUUCGACCAGUC
This is a messenger RNA of Laccaria bicolor S238N-H82, 955 nucleotides long. RefSeq lists its product as uncharacterized. Bases 1 to 894 code for a protein of 297 amino acids. The transcript has 3 exons. The record is from RefSeq and is a predicted model, not a curated record. Lineage: Eukaryota; Fungi; Basidiomycota; Agaricomycetes; Agaricales; Hydnangiaceae. Gene Ontology annotation, biological process: ubiquinone biosynthetic process. Gene Ontology annotation, cellular component: mitochondrial inner membrane; mitochondrion.